AUGCAGAUUUACCCAAAGACAACGAAACCAUCGGUAUUUAACAUCACAACACGCCAACACAAUCUCUCAUUACAGCGAAUGUUUCAUUUUUAUCCACAUUUAAGAAGACUACGUGUAGUUUUCUUAGGUUGUAUAAUAAUAUGUUUAUUCUGUGUUUAUACUGGUCAAAAAUACCCUUUAUUUCCUUCGCGUAAAAGCACCGAUAAGAUAUUUCCUUCGCGUAAAACCACCGAUAAGAUAAUGUCUCCAUUUCAACACACUCUUGGAUUUAUACGUUGGAAUUCACUUCAUCCUGAACGGAUUCCUGUCCUGGAAAAGUAUCGACCGUUCUUUGCUGAAUUACAUUAUUCUAUGCCGAACUAUACAUUGAAGACAAAUCUGACAGCAGAUGGAUGGGCACCCUACAAAGAUGUGUAUAAAGUAGUAGGCGAUACGAUGAACAUUAUUUUGAGACAAUAUCCAAAUAUCAAAGGACUUUUAUAUUUCCAUUUUGAUGCAUGGUUACAUCCUUUCAGAUUUGAUGAUAUGAAUUUUCGUAAAAUUUGGUUUCCUGAUUCAGCUGUGCCGCCGUUUAAAUGUGUAACAGACACGACAGGGUGGGAAUGGUGGGCUUGGGAGAAGGGAUAUGAUCGAAUUGCUAAAAAAGCUACGAAGAAUGUUGCUAAGAGUUAUUCAAAACGGUACAUUGUACGAGACAAUGUCUUUUGUGGAGGAUGGUCUGAUAUUUAUUACAUACCAAGAGAAUUUUUUCGAGAUUAUAUCACAUUGGGAAACGUAUUCUAUGAAGCUGAUUCGUUUCAUGAAGUCGCAAUACCAACGAUGAUCAAUAUAAUCGAUUUGACAUAUCGGUUGACGCCUUAUCAUAGCGUAGUUACACGUAUUGGAGAUUGUUGGGGCGAUUGUUGUACGAACGGUGCAAAACCAGAAGAUAUCAAACGAAAGCGAUGUGGUCACCGAAUUGAUUUCACAAAAACGCACAUGAAAGAUACAUUAGUUACGAUUUUAGAGUUAGGAGCACGUUACCUUAAUAGAACUAUUCAAAAGCCUGCCUGA
This is a messenger RNA of Adineta ricciae, 1053 nucleotides long. Lineage: Eukaryota; Metazoa; Rotifera; Eurotatoria; Adinetida; Adinetidae. The record is from the annotation of a GenBank genome assembly.